This is a messenger RNA of Suillus subalutaceus, 660 nucleotides long. RefSeq lists its product as uncharacterized. The record is from RefSeq and is a predicted model, not a curated record. The transcript has a single exon. The coding region runs from base 1 to 660 and encodes 219 amino acids. Lineage: Eukaryota; Fungi; Basidiomycota; Agaricomycetes; Boletales; Suillaceae.
AUGGCUCAAUUUAAACGAAAUGAAAACAUCGACUUGAAUACUACCUCCUUCCACAUCUAUACACCACAAGAACCUCCAAAAAAGCGUGCUCAACUUGUUGCUUGGCAGUUCACAGCAUCUGAAAUGGCAGCAGAGCAAACUUGCCUCGUUUCAGAAAGAAAGUCGCAAGACGCAGCUGCCGCUCAGACUGCGUUAAGAAGAGCCCAUGAAGAGCAUGCAGCACAUCUGGGCAAUGCAUUGCAUGGCAUCAAAGAUGCAGGUUUUGGCUCACUUGCAGAAUUCUUAGUGGAGAUGAUGCACACGACCGAUCAGCAACACUCGGCUCAUAUCUCACGCACUUUGGGCACACACGGUCAGCAGCUCCUUGAAGGAAUACAUAUUCGGCAACCUGGCAUCACCAAUUCAUGGGUUACAAGCACCGCCUCACAGCUGCUUAUCAAUGAGGGCAAGAAGCUUGCUGCAUUCCUGCAUCCGCCUUCAGGUCAAGAAGUGUCUGAGCUUUUGAGCAAUUGGUCGCUCGAGAGAAUUCUUGUCAAGGCCAAGAAGCUUGCUCCUACUCUUUGUACCUUCCUUUGUCAUGUUAGCAUGGAUCCUCGCCUCAUAUCAGAACGGCGAGACCUGGACCUUGUCUGUAUUCCUUGCAUUCGACUCUUUACAUAG